This is a messenger RNA of Artibeus jamaicensis (Jamaican fruit-eating bat), 4253 nucleotides long. RefSeq names its product TEF transcription factor, PAR bZIP family member (gene TEF). Gene Ontology annotation, molecular function: DNA-binding transcription factor activity, RNA polymerase II-specific; RNA polymerase II cis-regulatory region sequence-specific DNA binding. NCBI's taxonomy places the organism in Eukaryota, Metazoa, Chordata, Mammalia, Chiroptera, Phyllostomidae. Gene Ontology annotation, biological process: regulation of transcription by RNA polymerase II. Bases 91 to 990 code for a protein of 299 amino acids. The record is from RefSeq and is a predicted model, not a curated record. The transcript has 4 exons. Gene Ontology annotation, cellular component: nucleus.
UGCAUCCCGAAUGGGCUCUCUGAUAGGCUCUCCCGGCGGCUCCCAGCGCACCUCCCUUCAUUGGCCUGUCCCGAAGGUGGAGAGAUUGGGAUGAGACGGAAAGGAGAGCGGUCGCGGUGGUCUGGGAUGAGAGCGGGGGUUAUGAAGAGGAAGGCGAAGGUGAAAUCUCUGGUAGCAGGGAAGGAGCUACCGCAGAAGAGGGCGUAUGACACAGACUCCAGCAGGCACCAAUCAGAUAAGGAAAAGGGGAAGGAAAAGCUGGAGGAAGACGAGGCCUCAGCAGCCAGUACCAUGGCGGUUUCAGCCUCCCUCAUGCCACCCAUCUGGGACAAAACCAUCCCAUAUGAUGGCGAGUCUUUCCACCUGGAGUACAUGGACCUGGACGAGUUCCUGCUGGAGAAUGGCAUCCCCGCCAGCCCCACUCACCUGGCCCAGAACCUACUGCUGCCUGUGGCCGAGCUAGAGGGGAAGGAGUCGGCCAGCUCUUCCACAGCGUCCCCACCAUCCUCUUCCACCGCCGUCUUUCAGCCCUCUGAAACCGUGUCCAGCACAGAAUCCUCACUUGAAAAAGAGAGGGAAACGCCCAGUCCCAUCGACCCCAACUGUGUGGAGGUGGAUGUGAACUUCAAUCCCGACCCUGCAGACCUGGUCCUCUCCAGUGUGCCAGGCGGGGAGCUCUUCAACCCUCGGAAGCACAAAUUCGCAGAGGAGGACCUGAAGCCGCAGCCCAUGAUCAAAAAGGCCAAGAAGGUCUUUGUCCCCGAUGAGCAGAAGGAUGAAAAGUACUGGACGAGACGCAAAAAGAACAAUGUGGCAGCCAAACGGUCCCGGGACGCCCGGCGCCUAAAGGAAAACCAGAUCACCAUCCGGGCGGCCUUCCUGGAGAAGGAAAACAUGGCUCUGCGGACGGAGGUGGCUGAGCUACGCAAGGAGGUGGGCAAGUGCAAGACCAUCGUGUCCAAGUAUGAGACCAAGUACGGGCCCUUGUAACAACCCGUGCCCUCACCCUGGCUGCCCUGCCUACAUCUCAGCCCUCUGCCUGGGGGCUCCCUGAAACCCCACACGUGUGUGGAGACUUAUGACUCGUCACGGGCAAAUGGCGACGCACCUGCUCCAGGAGCUGUCAUGUUCAAGCUUCAUUAUCCCAUGGCCAGCGCACGUGGCGACUUCCCUGGGGAACCAGCCUGCUCACUGGCAGGGACGCGAGAAUCGACGUAGACGGGUGCAUCUGCCUUAGUUUCUGUUCUUGGAUGUCCCAGUUGAAUUGGAAGGGGACCUCUGGAGUACAGAUCUCCUUUCCCAGGGCACUCAGGCUGCCCUGCUCUCCCUCAGUCUCUACCCCGGGCUGUGGAGGCCUGUCUCUGCAGAAUGAGUCCAUGGUUGUCGCCGUACAUCUCAGGUAGCAGGGUGUGUUCCUAGGCAGGCUGUGUCGGCGGGCCACCUCUCCUUACCCAGAACGUCUGAGAGAAACAUCCGUUUCCUUCUCCCUCAGAGGCAGAAGACACACUGGCUCCUCCGUCAUGUCUGCGUGGCUGCCAGGCCACCUGAGUGGGGCUCCGCCAGCCUGGGCAGAGUUGGGGUCUGGGGCCUGCAGUAAAAGUGCACCGAACCAUUCACAGCUACCACACCCCUUUACUCUCGUGACUCGGGGGGCCUGGAAGCCAGGGAGGAGGCGCUGGCAGCCGGCUCUCUCUGCAUUUCGUCUGUUGUGAAGGGGAGGUCCCCAGGCCGGCCAGUCUCUGAGUCUGGUCACAGUGCAGAGAGCUGCGCUGACAUCUCCUCUUCUCCAGGUCACUUGUGGAGGCCACCUGAAUCUCACUCGUCCCACUAGACUGUUUCUUUCCACCCAGUGACCAAUCUCAGAUUUUGAAUUUAAAAGGAAAACCCCCUUGUUUAGGAAGCUUACCUUCCUUAGAGGCAGGAGACUUCUGCACGGUGGUCGGGAAACCGGUCCCCACUGUGGAUGGGGAGCUGGGGUGUGUGUCUCCGUGUCAUCUUGCUCUGCUCCGGUGUGGGCCGGGCCAGAGGAAGGCAGGAGAGGGCUUCCCAGUUCUUGCCUCAGGAUCCCUCCCCUGUGCAAGCUGCCAAGAGGGGACCCGCCGGGCAGGACACCCGGCCAGGGGUCACCAGGGUCGCAGUGCAACUCAUGGAACAGCAGGUUCUCUGGACAUACACAUGCGGGUCUCCUCCGUCUGGUCCCGAGAUACAGGCAGUCUCACAAACGUGGCUGUGGUAUGUGGAGGGUCCUUGCAGCUGUGGCUUCGCUACCUCACAGCUGCUCUUUCUUGUGUCCAGCUGGACUUGUCUUUUUGCUCUGCCUGGGAGAUUCAUCGAAGAAAUCCAUGGAACCCUCUGCUCGUUGUGGUCAGCUGGGGCAUCUGAAGAUGGGUAUAUUUAUUGGCUCAGGGCCAGGCAGCCUGUGGUUAACGGGUUGGAGGUGACGGGCACACUUUGUCAUGCUUACCACUGACUUUAUUUUUAAGUGGUAGCUCCAAGACCCGACUCUGACCCCCAAAGACUUUAUAACAUAAUAAGACCCGGGGAAGCCAUCCACUGACCGUGGACCGCACCCCAGAGGAAUGCCACGGCCCCCGGGGACCCGCACACCCGCCUCUCCAGGGGACUCGACAAGGGUGCCUGAGGCCAAGGGGGGUCACCACCUCCCUCCAGGCCCCUGACUUUUACUUCGUGGUUCUAUAAAACCCACGUUCACACUUUUCACUCUAUUGUAACCACAACAGGGCAGUUGCAUCCGGCAUGUCAGUGUCCUGCCCUGGGCCGCUCGCCCGCCGCCCAGGCGUUCUCCCUCUGGCCGGGCUGCCCACCAAGAGGGCAGUUCUCAUUUUGUUGUUGGUAGAAGAGCCUCCAGCUUAAAAGCUCUUCGUUUUCUUUGGCCAGAAAGUGUAUGGCUUGUGGGUUUUGUUUCAUUUUUUUUUUAAAGGAUGAAGACUUAAUUUCUGGGUGGCAUCCAUGUUCUGACUCCUGUGGGUGGGACGGUGGCCUGAAGUCUCCCCUUUCUGUCCCACCCUCUGCACCUUCUGCCUGUUCAGUGCCCUCCCCUUCCUUCCCCCAGGCAGUGGGUUUCUGGUUCUUUCCCAAAGUGCUUAUGUGGAAAGAGUGUGGCUUCUGGCCUCUUUUAGAAAAGCCCCUUUGAGUUGGGAGCCUAGCAGACACAGGAAGGAAAUGUCCAUGGGGGUGACGUGUUGGGGAACAGGAGCCCAGGGAAAUGUACCUCCUUCCCAGGCCCAAGAAUGGAGUCCUUGCAGGAGGCGGUUGGUGCCUGUGAUUUCCAUCAAGGAGACUCCCUCCUGGCCCCUCUCCAUCUUGGGGCUGGCAGCCAAAGACUGAGACUCCUCUGCUCAAAUCUUUGACAUCUCCUUAAAAAGCACUGGAGGCCAGAGAAGCCAAUGUCAAGUGGCUUUACACGGGUUUGCGAUGGGCUGGGAGGCGCCAUCCCUUCCUAAGCGCCCUGUCUUCAGUUUAAUGGCAGCUUUGCUACAGCCUCCGAACAGACAAAUUGUGAAUGAGCUAGAAUGUUGCAAGAAUAUACAUAUAGUAAAUGUGUAUCUAGCUAUUGAUAGGUACUUAGAGCAUUCACAAUGGCCAGUAGCCUUGCGGAGGGCCUGGGUAACUCUUACCCUUGGCCAAAGGAAGGGGGUUGCCUGUCUGGGGCUGAGGUUGGAGAAGGCACUUAGCGAUGUUACCCUGCUGUGGCCCUGGGUGGGCAGCCCCUGCGGCCCUCCAGCCUGAAUCAGGGUGGCAGGUGUGGGAGCCAGCAGAGGAGGGCCCCUUUGUGCUGGGCAGCUCCAGGGCCCUGGAGCCCUGGUUUUCAUGGCAAAGCCCCACCCCAGAGCUCCUUUAACAUCUGUUAAUUAAGUGCAAUAAAUUUUUCUAGAAAAUGGUAAAGAUGAUUUCCAGGUGGAUAUUGCUAUCUUAGGGUGUUGGGGAUGCCAGAACACCACUUGGUUUUAUUUUUCUAGGUGCAUGUGAUGUGACAGAGUGUGUGGGGGCUUCCCUGUCUUCCCCUGGGAGCUGGCAUUCCAGUGAGCCCCUCUUUCUCACCUUUGCGGGGGAAGGAGGCAAGGAGAAAACUCCUUCCCAGCUGGAGAGGGCAGAAGCAGACUGUAGCCCAUUGGCCUUAUGUGCGUGUGUGCGUGCGAGUGUGUCGCUGCUGGUGGGCCGGAGUGAUAUGAUGGGGAGGGAAGCUGGGAAUGUAACCUUUUCAAAAUGAAAUUAAAUAUUUUGAGACGAGA